CAGAGGUGACCCGUCGAGACGAGACCUUCCCUCCCUCGUCGCUUCAUUCCUUCGUGUCUUGCAUGGGACUCGACUAGCUCAUCCGAAUCCUUGUGAGUUUGUCGGCCCCGCGUACGAUGUAUCGACAGUCGGGGAUGACGAGAGUCCUUCGCCUCGUCUUCGUCUUUUUGUGCCUUCGACAUGCAUCGGCUUCGACGGCGCUGCCGUUAGAGGAAAUGCUGAUAAGCUUGAAAGCAGAUAUAUUGGAGGCAUCGGUGGACGCAAUCCGCGAAUUCCAGCGAGACUCCUCCGACACCUCCCACGUCUACCACUCCGUGGUGGCCUCAACGAUGGACAAACCCCGGGAAGACAUCGCGAGGGCGGACGCGGAGCAGGCGAUCGAGACGGAGUUGGAGUUCGAGGAGUUCGUCGCCGGGAGGGACGUGACGCUGGAGGACGGGGCGACCGUGGGUGGGGUGGACGUCUCGGAGGAAGUCGUCACCACCGAUAAUCAUCACGAAGUGCAGGGACAUUUGGACUUCAAGGACAACGUGACGGUGUGGUCCCUAUACGCGUCCACCGUGCAGGGCGUGGACAUGGACGACCUGGCCCGCCAGGCCGUCACCGUGGACGGAGAGGUCCUGAUCCGUGCCGGGAAGCGAGUGCGGGGGACCUUGGCGGUGGACGGGGGGAUCAGCCUGGACGGGCGGUUCUGCGGGAAGGACGUGGACGCCUUCUUCCGCGUUGCGAGCACGGACUCGCCGGUUCGACUGGGGAAUGUCACGGUCGUGGGGAGCGUCAAGCUGAAGGAGAAUUUGAAGACCGGUCUGCUGAACAAUUUGCCGUACCCGAUCGAAGCCAUCGAUCGACUGGACAGAAAAACCCCAUGGCGCUUGAAAGGCGUGGAGGGGACUCUGACGGUGGCAGGGCCGGUCGAGGUCGACGGUCUCGUCCAGGGCCUGAGUCUCCCGACGGACGUCGUCCCGCUGAACGGCCCCGUCCUCGUCCCGGCUCCCAAGACCUUCUACGGCACGGUCAAGUUCCUCGAUAAGCUCUACCUGAACGGGACGCUGAACAACAUGUGGCCCGACAGCGUCCUCUCGACUCCCUCUGAGCCGAGGAACGCCUUCAAGAAUGUGAUCUUCAAGGGGAAAGUGCACGUCCGUGGGACCAUCAGGACGCCCAAAAUCUUCGACUUGGAGUUUUACGAGCUGAUCAACGAUAUCAUCAUGAGAGAAGAAAUAGAAUCCUCCGGAACUCUGGUCUUCGAAUCCCCAAAAAUCUUGGACGAGCUGAGGGCAACAGCGGCUUUCACGAAAAACCGCAACGACACCGAGUCCGUUCUCUACCUCGUGUCACGGAAGAAAAAUGCGACAAUCAAAGGAAAGAAGUAUUUCUCCUUGGGCGGAUUCAAGGACGCGAUGACCGCCUCCGUGAACGGAUUCCAGCUGAAGGACCUGGCGGACUGCCUCUCGUCGAAGCGGGACCAGGUGAUCCCGCAGCGGUUCCAGCUCCCGAGGGCCUCGUUCGAGACGCUGGACAUUCGGGGGACGGUCAACCUGGACGACCUUGCGGACCUCCGCAGCGAGACCGACACGGCGGAGCUCGCGAUAUUCCAGGAGAAGGUGAAGGUGGAGGAGCUGGUGAUCCGAGGGGGGCUGGACAUCCGGGGGAACCGGCUGAGCGGCACGGGGUGGAAUCGGUUCCUGGAGCACCGGGCGUCGCUCAGCCGGCCGCAGGAGCUCUGGGGGGACUACGAGGUGGACGCGGUGGCGACGGACGCGAUGACCGUGAGGGAGGUCAACGAGGUCGACUUCGAGAAGUUCCUGGGCGCGGUCGUCGGGAGGGACGAGAAGGAGGUCACGAUCCGGAGUCCCAAGCGCAUGGAGGCCAUUUAUGCCAAAGACGUGGAAUGCCUGAAGGGGAUAAACGGUCAGAAGUUGAGCGAGCUCGGUAAUCGGGCCGUUUGGCUCGCUAAGGACAACUACCUCGUCGGGGACUGGACGUUCGACGAGGAACUUGAGGUGGAGCACUUCGAGGCCCUCGGAGAGCUCCAAGGCCUGAACGUCGCGGACAUGGCCGACGACAUCAUCUACCCCAACGAGGACGCCGCCAUCCCCGCCGUGAAGAUCUUCAUCCACGGGAUGUCGGUGCAGGGCAACCUGAACGCCUCCCGCAUCAACGAGAAGCCCAUGGCCGACGUCCUCACCAAGUCCGGGGACCAGAACAUCACCGGGUUCGUGGAGUUCAAGGACGUGAUGGUGAGGAAGUCAAUGGAGGUGGAGGGGAAGCUCGGUCGGGUGGAGGUGGAGGAGCUGGCCGCGCUCGCGAGGGAGUUGCAGCGCGGGGUCUUCUCCCUCUCCAGGGUUCACGGUGGCGACAUCGUGUUUGAGCAUCCUGUUCACAUCUCGGGGAACUUGAACGUGACCGGCAGCGUGAACAGUCACCACCUGAAGCCGCUGCUGAAGUCGGCCGUCCGCGUGGACCGACCGACCGAGAUCACGGCCGUCAAGAAAUUCACGGGCAAGGUGAAUUCCCUGAAAGACAUCAAGGCGGGGAAGGUGGAGGGAGAAGUGUUCCGCGAGGUGGCGAGGGACCUGGUCCUGAAGCGGGGGCACCACGUCGUCCCCGGCCGGAAGGUCUUCCCGUCGCUGAGCGUGAAAGGGGUGCUGGUGGAGGAGCAGCUCGUGGUGAGGGGGAGGGUGGACGGGACGCGGUUGGAGGAGGUGCUGGCCGAUGCGCUCAGGCUCAACAGGAGCGAGGAGUCGCCAGGUUGGACUUUUUUUUGA
Messenger RNA from Darwinula stevensoni, 2768 nucleotides. NCBI's taxonomy places the organism in Eukaryota, Metazoa, Arthropoda, Ostracoda, Podocopida, Darwinulidae. The record is from the annotation of a GenBank genome assembly.